Molecule: messenger RNA, 2835 nt
Organism: Helianthus annuus (common sunflower)
Lineage: Eukaryota; Viridiplantae; Streptophyta; Magnoliopsida; Asterales; Asteraceae
Product: dual specificity protein kinase zak2-like
Exons: 5
Coding region: 288-2732 (814 amino acids)
Biological process (GO): protein autophosphorylation
Cellular component (GO): plasma membrane; plasmodesma
Molecular function (GO): transmembrane receptor protein tyrosine kinase activity; ATP binding
Source: RefSeq, a predicted model, not a curated record
UGUUCAUAUAUAUUAGAGGGGUUUUAUAUUGUUCUCUGCUCAUUCCUUAAGCUUUGUUGCUGCUCAUUCUAUUCUAUUAUAUUGAUUUUGUAUUUGUAUUUAACCAUCUUCCAUAGAUCAUUACAUGUCCUUUAUUUUCUUUCCACAGAUGGUUGUUAUAAAUACUCAUAUUAUGAUGAUGAUGCUGAACUUAGCAACGCUUUUGGGGAUCUAAGCUUUUUAUCUGCAACUGCUUCUAGUUUUUUUUUUUUCUUUUGUCAAUUUGAAUACCUUUAAUUGUAAAAAAAAUGUCUUACAUGGAUGAUUUUACACACCUUGAAAUCCAACUUGAAGAUAUAAGGGCAGCUACCAACAAUUUUAGUGACAAGCCUAUCGGAAACGGUGGGUUUGGAGCUGUGUACAAAGGAGAACUAAUCCUCCCGAUAGGACAGAAAAUGGUCGCCUUUAAGCGAUUAAACCGUAAAUAUGGACAAGGGGAUGUUGAGUUUUGGAAGGAGAUCACAAUGCUUUCAGAAUUGAGUCAUGAAAAUUUGGCAUCCCUUUUACAUUUCUGCAGGGAGGGUGAUGAGAGAAUCCUUGUAUACGAGUAUGCAUCUCGUCGGAGCCUAGAUGGCUAUCUUGAUAAAGCUAGCCUCACAUGGACCCAACGUCUUAACAUUUGUAUUGGGGCUGCAAGAGGAAUUGCCUACCUUCAUGAUCCAAGGAAGACACAACAAAGGGUUCUUCAUCGUGACAUCAAAAGCUCGAAUAUCCUUCUCGAUGAUAAUUGGACUGCUAAAGUUUCAGAUUUUGGCUUAUCAAAAAUUGGUCCUGCUAACCAACCACGUACAUAUCUAGUGUCUAAUAUCGUAGGUACACCUGGAUAUUGUGAUCCAGCCUAUUAUGAGACAGGUAUUCUUUCAAAAGAGUGUGACGUAUACUCUUUUGGAGUGGUGUUGUUUGAAGUAAUGUGCGGAAGAUUAUGUUGUGAAUUUGAUAACAAUAAGCUCGUAAGCAUUUUAGUGCAUACAUGGAAAAAUCGUUGUGAUGAAGAUAGACUAGAUGAUAUUAUUUUCCCUGAUCUAAAGCAACAAAUAAAUCAGGAAUCUUUGUCGACGUUUGCAGCCAUCGCAAAACGGUGUUUAAUUAGAGACCAUAAAAAAAGACCUAAGAUGGUUGAAGUCGUCGAAGAACUUGAGGUCGCACUUCAUCAACAACGAAACUCUAAGCAAAACAAUGUAAGUGUGGCCAAGACGCCAACCUCAUAUAGAUACAUGAAAAAAUUUGAUCACCUCAAAAUUCGAUUGACAGAUAUACUCCUGGCCACCAACAACUUCUCUGUUGACAAUCUAUGUGGACGUGGUGGAUCUGGACAUGUAUACAAAGGAGAAUUCUCUCUCCCAGGUGGAAAAUGUAUGGUCUGUUUUAAGCGGUUAGAUCGUAGACUUGGGGGAGGGAGUGUUGAGUUUUGGAAGGAGAUCUCGUUGCUUUCUAAAUACAAACAUGAGAAUUUGAUCUCUCUUUUGAACUUUUGUAAUGAAGAUGAUGAGAUGAUCCUUGUGUAUAAUUAUGCAUAUCAUGGGAGCCUCGAUAAAUAUCUUAUCGACCCUGGUCUCACGUGGACCCAACGCUUGAAGAUAUGUGUUGGGGUUGCUCAUGCAAUGAACUACCUUCACGAUCCUCAGGAUAAAAAACAAAGUGUUUUACACGGAGACAUUAAAAGUUCGAACAUACUUGUGGGUGAAGAUUGGACGGCUAAAGUUUCUGAUUUCAGUCGAUCAAAAUUCAUCCCAAUUAACCAACGCAGAAUACAUCAUGUUCCGAAUAGAAUGGGUCCAUCUGGAUAUUGUUAUCCGUUGUAUCGAGAGACGGGUAUCCUAACAAAUGAGGCUGAUGUGUACUCUUUUGGAGUGGUGUUGUUUGAAUUAAUGUGUGGGACAUUAUACACCGAUUAUCAUAAAGGUCGUCUAACCUUCUUGGUGCCUAAAUGGAUAAGAUGCUAUAAUGAGAAGAGAUUAGAUCAGAUUAUCUUUCCUGAUCUUAAGGAACAAAUGGAUCCGUGCUCUUUAAAUACGUUUUCAGCCCUGGCUUAUCGUUGUCUCAAGAAAGUUAGUGAAAAACGCCCAACGAUGGCAGAGAUCAUGAGAGAACUUAAAAUUGCACUUGAACAACAAGAGGAUUUUGAAGAAACGCAGAGGAUUAAAAAACUUAUGAUAUCUACAAUAUCAAACACAUCCCCAAAUCAAAAUUUCAUGCGCUUUCCGGAAGGAGUUCUUGUUGGAGAUGGCAAUACGUGGCUUUCAAAAUUUAAGAAUGGAAAAGUUUGUGAAGUAAUAUCUGCAACAAAAUGCAUCUAUGCGGACUCACUUGUACGAGACAACACGCAAAAUUCAAGGUUCAUAAACGUCAUAAAGGGUGGAAUGCACGAUGGUUUCACAGUAAAAGCGACGACUGGAUUCUUGUCUCCAAAGGUUACGUACACAGUAAAUCUCAUCUUCAAACAUAACGGUACGGAUCAUGGGACACAUAUUCCCUUUAAAUUCAAACUGGAUGAGGAGAGAUACUACUCUGAUUUGUGCAUGCCACAUGUGAGAGAUGAUGGAUGGCUAAUGAUAGAACUAUACCAAUUUACUAGCUACAAAAGAGAACAUCAUCUUGGGGUUCACUUCUUACCACUCUUCAAUAUUGCUUCCUCAGGCAUUGAGUAUUUUAUUGAAGGCAUUGAAUUUCGUCCUGUCCAGUAUGUAACUUGAAUUUCUAUACAUUAUUUUUACUUAUUUUAGUAUCAGGUCUCAUUAAAUAUGUAUGUUUGUGGGUAUAUGAAAGCUUUGCUACUCGCUGAAAGUCUGGGAAUCA